Nymphaea colorata (pocket water lily) is the source of this 2979-nucleotide messenger RNA. Its product is annotated as F-box/LRR-repeat protein At3g48880-like. The transcript is spliced from 3 exons. Gene Ontology annotation, molecular function: protein binding. The record is from RefSeq and is a predicted model, not a curated record. Lineage: Eukaryota; Viridiplantae; Streptophyta; Magnoliopsida; Nymphaeales; Nymphaeaceae. Bases 1773 to 2768 code for a protein of 331 amino acids.
AGGUGGUUGGCAGGAACUUGGGAGAAUGUUGGUUAAUUGACUGUAUUCAAGUUGGAUGUAGAAAGUUGUAAUCCAAAAUAGCAUACAUGGUGAUGUGAUAGGCAACAUAUUUUGAGGACACAUUUAGUUGAUCUCUCGUACUGCGGUUUUUGUCCCGAAGCAUUGCAGCUGGUUCAGAAGCGGUGCCGGGUUCUCUUCCCAAGUCUCUCGACAUAACGAACACGAGACCAGCCAAGCUCGACUCGUAUACUCUCAUGACCAUACAUGCUAAAAUCUGUAAUAUUGCUCUGUGGAUCAGCACCUCGCCUGACUGUGCGACGGAGAUUCUCGGUCUCAUAUUGUACGCUGGUUGCAGUAUGCAAAAGGACUUGUCUGGGAAGAAGCGUCGAGAUCCAGGGGUGAUGAAUGACGGCCAUGAGCCGGCUGCCGGACCUUGCAUCUCAUCCCAUCAAGGGGCUGUGCGUUUGGACGGAUCAAACGGAAUAAAGUGGAGCUUGGCGGAAGAAUCAAGCACCAUUUUUUUGACAUAAAGACAUAUAUGCUCCCUAUUCCGAUGACGGAAAUCUGUGAUCGGUUCAAGAAUAAAUUCUUCGUUUUCUCGUGUUUUUCGCAGUUCCGAUGACCAGCAAAUGGGAAUGCCCAGGCCGGACAAAAAUGGUUUGCCUAAACAACUUUUUCUUCCAUUGGUGACUCUUAGCUUUGGUCCUUCGCAUGCCAGUUGCAUUGCGUUGAAAAACCCAGAUUUUGUUAAAGUAGAAAAAUGAGACUUUCUUAUAGACAAUCAACCCUUCCUUCUUCCCGGCAAUCAACGGUUCCUUCUUCCCGGCAAUGAGAGGAAAUGGAAUGCCAUCAGCGCCGGCAAGCCAUGGCCACAUUGAAGCCACGGAGACUCGAUUUCGCCGGCAGCCCUUGGAUGCUGCACCACCAUGCUUGUCUCGUCUGCCGUCACCCCUUUUUUUGAGUCGCCUUUGUGAUCAUGACCACUGUCCUUGAACGCAGCUCGCAGCCAUAGUCCUUCUCAUUCCAAUUUCUCUCCGUGCUGGCAUUUCUCGAUACUCACAUGUCGUCGUUUCCCUUACCUCCUUUGUGUUAUGGCGUCCCUUGAGCCCCUAAUCCGAGGCGACCGCCCGUGUUACUUUCCCCCUGAACCCUCCCAUCAGCACAAGUUGGCGGAGCACCUCCCGUAGAAUUUAUUUCCCUCCCAUUCUGUCGAGUGUAUACUAGCCAUACGGUUUUUGGGUGAGCAAAGAUCAAUCUCGAUGUGGAAGAUUCACAUUAGCAGCCGAAAUUUUAGGGAUUCAUUCUCAUAGUUUAUCUUGCUCUUUUUGGAUAACUGGUACCUUUAAUUUGCUUUAUCAACAAGGAAGGUUGUUUCUCUCAUUUUGGGUAGUUGCUGGAACGAAGCCUAUAAACCUGGCUGCUGAUAUAUUGCUGAAAACAUGAACUAGAAUCUAAUCUUUGCCGCCGUGAACUAAGGUUCUUGGGGACCGAGCCAAGGUAAUUGUUGUGCUCUCUUGUUCAUUUUCCUCUUCUCUCGUUUCCAUUGUACGUUUUUUGUUCCUUGUUUCUGAUUUAAGAUGGUACCAGAGCUUCUCCCUUUUUUUCUCGUUGCGCUAAGCUCUGAACUGUCGAAUCACAGCAGCAACAACAAAUACGCAUAACACCAACAGAUGAAUCAGUAUGAAACGUUUACCUCCUUGUCGCAACAAAGAUACUUGUCGUCUGCAAGUGCAAGUUUGAAAAAAUCAUACAUGGACUAAAGCAAUCCUCUGAUGAGAAAAGGGUGGGAAGAUCUUCCGAUCGAUAUCCUAGUGAACGUUUUCAAGAGGGUAAGGUUCGACGACCUCGUGAUCGGAGUGCCGGCCGUGUGCAAGCAUUGGCGCGAGGCCUCAAAGGACCCUUCCUGCUGGCAACACUUGGACUUCCUUCAGUACUGGUACCGCAUCUCUCCUAGGAUCUGCUCCGUCCACCAAGGCUCCGCCCCCUUCCACCAGGCGCUCGCCUUCGCAAUUUCUCAGAGCAGGCAAUCAAUGGUGUCCAUCAAAUUUCCGGAAAUGGAAUGGCAGUCUAGCGACCUGCUGUGCCUCGCCAACAGUUGUCCGAACAUCGAGCACCUCUCCUUGCUCUGUCCCAAAGUUCUGUAUGCUGAAGAAUUCAGCCUGGCAAUCAGCAAAUGUACCAAGCUACGGAGCAUGGAAGUUGAUGAUGGAGCCAUUUCCAGCGAGCUGUUGAAGCAGAUCAAUGCUGUUUGCAAGGACUUCACUAGAUUGAAAGUUCUGGGGAACGUUACCGUGGAUAUAGCUUCUGCCAUUGUCAAUCAUCUUCCGAAUCUUCGACACCUUGAUCUCUCUUACUGUAGCUUUUGCCAUGAAGCAUUGCAGCUGGUUCUGGAGCGGUGCCGGGGGGGCCUUAAGUCCCUUGACAUAUCGAAUGCGAGACAAGUCAAGUUCAACCGGUGUAGUUUCAUGUCCAUACGUUGGAAAAUCUGUAUUUUUGCUCUGUCGAUCAGCGACCUUGAUGAAUGCGAGAUUGAAAAUACGAUAGGGCUAGGUGACAACAUCCUACAGGACUUGUCUAAGAAAAAGCUUCGUGAUCUAGGGGUAAUGAGGGCCAUAAGCCGGCUGCGAGGCAUUGCGUCUCACCCCUAUCAAGGGGCUGAACCUGUAGACAGAAAUAGAACAGGCUUAAGCUUGCCGGCAGAAUCGAGCUCCAUUCUGGACGUAAUGGAAGACAUACAUGCUCCUUAUUCGGAUGAUGGGGAUCAGUGAUUAGAGUUCUUUGUCUUCUGGUUCUUUUUGCUGCUGUGGCGAAUGGUGAAUUAGAUUUUUUUUUUUUUUUUUGUCUUCUGCUGCUUUUGCUGUUGUGGUGAGUGAAUGAGAAUGGGAGAGAAAUAGUUGACUCAAGCUCUUUGAAGCGUAUCUUCGCAUACUAUAGUUGCAUUAUGCUUGGAGAACUUUGUAGAAAAUGUUGCUCACCAAG